CCUUAUCCUUGUCACCUAUCAAAUGGAAAACUCCAAUCCAACUAAGUAAUGAAUGCUUAACUUCAACAGUUAUAGGAAAAUUAUACUCUCCCAAUUCACUUCUAAGCUCAAUGGCGGCUACUAUAGCUUCUGCUUCAUCUUCUAUCUUCAAUAGAAUCUACAAUCUCUCAUUUAUUCACUCUUCCAUUUCACUCACCACCACAAACUUCCAUCAAAGACCCAUUUCCCAUAAACACUUCAAUCUCAUCCUCAACUCUCAAAGUUUCAAUCUUUCUCCUCUCCCACUUCAAUCUCUUCAUCCCCCAUUCGCUGCCGAAGUUGAAUUCCAAACUUCUCAAGAUACCACAAUUUCACAACAAGAAGAACCAGAAACAGAACAAGAAACCUCUGAUAAACCACAACAAGAGGAAGAAGAACAGAAAGUAUCAACCUCAGAUGAUGCUGGAAGACUCUAUGUUGGAAAUUUGCCAUUUACAAUUACUUCUUCACAAUUGACUGAAAUCUUUGCAGAAGCUGGCACUGUCGUGUCUGUUGAGAUUGUGUAUGAUCGAGUUACAAACAGGAGCAGAGGAUUUGCAUUUGUUACAAUGAAAAGUGUUGAAGAAGCUAAAGUAGCAAUUCAAAUGUUUGAUGGCUCUCAAGUUGGUGGUAGGAGUGCUAAGGUAAAUUUUCCAGAAGUGCCAAAAGGAGGUGAAAGGUUGGUAUUGGUACAAAAAAAUAGAGACAACUACAAAGGCUUUGUAGACAGCCCUCACAAGAUCUAUGCUGGAAACCUUGGCUGGGGACUGAACUCUCAGGAUCUUAGAGAUGCCUUUGCUGAACAGCCAGGCAUAUUGGGUGCCAAAGUCAUCUAUGAGAAGGAUAAUGGAAGAUCUCGAGGUUUCGGAUUUGUCACUUUUGAAACUGCUGAGAAUUUAAAAGCUGCUUUGAAAGCUAUGAACGGUGUGGAGGUUCAAGGUCGGCCCUUGCGAUUGAAUCGGGCAUCAGAUAGAACAUCAUCGUCAUCUGUGCCUCCAGUAAUUGAGGAAAAUAUGAAAAACAACGUUGAUAGCUUGGAAUUGGUUUCUAGUGCCAGCACGUGAGGAAAUGUGAUUAAUCAAAAGUUUUGCCUGCAAAAUGCACAUCAUUUAGCUUUUCCCUUCUCCAAGUCACAUAUACUAUCUGUCAAACUAGUCACACUUUCAGGUAGUUGUGAGAUGUAUCUAUAAGAGGCUAAUGUCAAUUAUAUGGUUUGUAAUUGUGAAGAACAAGCUUCCAAAGUUUGAUGGGCUAAUAAUUUACCACUCUUAUUCAUUAUCAAUCAACAAGUUCUAUAACAAUGCACUAAUUGAUUUCAUGUGCAA
Molecule: messenger RNA, 1343 nt
Organism: Trifolium pratense (red clover)
Lineage: Eukaryota; Viridiplantae; Streptophyta; Magnoliopsida; Fabales; Fabaceae
Product: 33 kDa ribonucleoprotein, chloroplastic-like
Cellular component (GO): cytosol
Molecular function (GO): mRNA binding
Source: RefSeq, a predicted model, not a curated record